Molecule: messenger RNA, 1302 nt
Organism: Trichosporon asahii var. asahii CBS 2479
Lineage: Eukaryota; Fungi; Basidiomycota; Tremellomycetes; Trichosporonales; Trichosporonaceae
Product: O-acetylhomoserine
Exons: 3
Coding region: 1-1302 (433 amino acids)
Biological process (GO): transsulfuration
Molecular function (GO): pyridoxal phosphate binding; transferase activity, transferring alkyl or aryl (other than methyl) groups
Source: RefSeq, a predicted model, not a curated record
AUGGCUCAGUACAAGAACUUUGAGACCCUCCAGCUCCACGCCGGCCAGGAGACCGUCGACUCGACCAAGUCGCGCGCCGUCCCCAUCUAUGCCACGUCGUCGUACGUCUUCGACGACUCGGCCCACGCCGCCCGUCUCUUCGGUCUCAAGGAGUUCGGAAACAUCUACUCGCGUAUCAUGAACCCCACCGUCGACGUCUUCGAGAAGCGUGUCGCCGCUCUUGAGGGUGGUGUCGCCGCCGUCGCCACCGCUUCGGGCCAGGCCGCUCAGUUCCUGACCAUUGCUGCGCUCGCGCACGCCGGCGACAACAUUGUCGCUACCACCAACCUCUACGGCGGCACCUACAACCAGCUCAAGGUCAUCCUCCCCCGUCUCGGCAUCACGACCAAGUUUGUCGCCGGCGACAAGCCCGAGGACAUUGCCGCCGCGAUCGACGACAAGACCAAGGCCGUCUACCUCGAGACGAUCGGCAACCCGCGCUUCAACGUCCCCGACUUUGAGGCGAUCACCAAGGCCGCGCACGAGAAGGGCGUCCCCGUCAUUGUCGACAACACCUUCGGUGCGGGCGGCUACUUCUGCCAGCCUAUCCAGCACGGUGCGGACAUUGUCGUCCACUCGGCGACCAAGUGGAUCGGCGGCCACGGCACGACCAUUGGCGGUGUCAUCGUCGACUCGGGCAAGUUCAACUGGGGCGAGAACGCGGCGCGCUUCCCCCAGUUCACGGAGCCGUCCGAGGGUUACCACGGCCUCAAGUUCUGGGAGACCUUUGGCCCCAUUUCGUUCGCGAUCCGUGUCCGCGUCGAGCUCCUCCGCGACCUCGGCCCCGCCCUCAACCCCUUCGGCGCGCAGCAGCUCAUCCUCGGUCUCGAGACGCUCUCGCUCCGUGCCGAGCGUCACGCCUCCAACGCCCUCGCCCUCGCCAAGUGGCUCGAGCAGAACGAAAACGUCAACUGGGUCUCCUACCCCGGCCUGGCCUCGCACCCCUCCCACGAGACGGCCACCAAGUACCUCCCCCGCGGCUACGGCGGUGUCCUCGCCGUCGGUGUCAAGGGCGGCGCCGCCGCCGGCGCCAAGGUCGUCGACAGCUUCAAGCUCAUCAGCAACCUGGCCAACGUCGGCGACUCCAAGACCCUCGCCAUCCACCCCUGGACCACGACGCACGAGCAGCUCUCCGACGAGGAGAAGAAGAACUCGGGCGUCACCGAGGACCUCAUUCGCAUCUCCGUCGGCACCGAGCACAUUGACGACAUCAUUGCCGACUUUGAGCAGGCCUUCAAGGCCGCCAACGCUGUUGCCGCUUAA